AGGACUUUCCUGGAAUAUUAAAUAAUGAAGAAACAGUAUUGGCCGUAUUGGCCGUGCCUUCUUUUAUGAGUGCUUCAGAUUUUUUGGCAUUUGUUGCACCAGUACAAAGAUUUGUAAGCCAUUUUAGAUUUAUCAGAGAUUCGGCACCCAACAAAUUUAUGGUCUUGAUGAAGUUUAGACAUGCACGAGCCGCAUGGGAUUUUUAUAGACAAUUUAAUGGUCGUCCUUUCAGUUCUAUGGAGCCUGAAAUAUGCCAUGUGGUCUACAUCAAAUCUAUCGAAUUCAAAUCUACUUCUAUUCCUCCCGACGCAUUCCCUUUUUUGCAUGAUCCUUUUAUACCCUCUACGCAAAACGACACAAUGAAAUCUAAUGAUCAAACUCAACAAUCCUCCGUUUUAUAUGAACUUCCAACAUGUCCUGUAUGCCUUGAAAGAAUGGAUGCAUCCGUAACUGGGUUGCUCACAAUACUAUGCCAACAUACGUUUCAUUGUGAUUGCUUAAGUAAAUGGGGCGAUAGUAGCUGUCCUGUGUGUCGUUAUAGUCAGAAAAGUAAUGUUCUCGAUCCAUCACUAGGACAAAAUGAAUGCGGGGUUUGCGGUGCCACUGAGAGUUUGUGGAUAUGCCUUAUAUGUGGCAAUAUUGGUUGUGGUCGAUAUCAAGAAGCACAUGCAUAUUGCCAUUAUAAAGAAACUUCACAUUUAUACGCUUUAGAAUUAGAGACUCAAAGAGUUUGGGAUUAUGCUGGUGACGGAUACGUUCAUCGUCUAAUACAAAACAAAUCUGACGGUAAACUAGUAGAGCUACCUAGCCCUGAUGAUCCGCCACAAAUGCAACAACCACGUGCGGAAGUUGAUCAAGAUAAACUUGAUGCAAUUGGACUUGAGUACAGUUACCUUUUAUCAACCCAGCUUUCUUCUCAACGAGUUUACUAUGAAGAAAAACUUGAGUCGGUCACACUUCAAUUAUCAAAACUAACAAGUCAAGUUCAAAAGUUGGAGGAUGAAAUUUCAACUUUGAAUCAAGAUAAAGAUAAAUAUAAAAAAGAAAAUGAUUUACUUGAAAAAGAAAAGAUACCAUCUUUGAUAAAAGAGAAGAAA
Molecule: messenger RNA, 1097 nt
Organism: Racocetra persica
Lineage: Eukaryota; Fungi; Glomeromycota; Glomeromycetes; Diversisporales; Gigasporaceae
Source: the annotation of a GenBank genome assembly